Molecule: messenger RNA, 2209 nt
Organism: Annulohypoxylon truncatum
Lineage: Eukaryota; Fungi; Ascomycota; Sordariomycetes; Xylariales; Hypoxylaceae
Product: MFS general substrate transporter
Exons: 4
Coding region: 409-1893 (494 amino acids)
Biological process (GO): transmembrane transport
Molecular function (GO): transmembrane transporter activity
Source: RefSeq, a predicted model, not a curated record
GUUGAUAUGCGACUUGGAGUGUAGUGGGAAGAUGACUUGUAGUGAUACCACUCGACUUUGGUAUAUUCACUAGCACAAAGGCUUUGAUAUGAUUACAUAGGUUUGGACUACCUAUUAUGCUGAGUUGAACUAGGUCCACCGUACCAGGGCUAUUUUCUCGCAAUGCAACAUCUUUCCGGUCUCAUUAUUUCCCCUGUCGAUCGGCGUUUGGGCUAAAUCCGACGGAGACCAACGUUAUUCAGUCAGCAUGCAUCAAAGCGGUGACCUUUCUUUCGGCGUGACUCCCAACUGACUUAGACGUUGCUCAUAUAUGUCGCACAGCCUACCUCGCUCGGUUUCAUCAGGCCAGGUAGUAGGUUGACCAUAUCGCAAAUUCAAGGCAGUCAACUCCCUUUAGUGGGCAAGCGCAUGAUGGGUAGCGAAAACUCUCCGAAAGGUCACAGCCAAGGGCUUACGAGUGCUCUUGAGCGACUCACCUGGACGCCGCCAUGGGUUAAAUGGAACCCUGAAGCAAAUCAUGAUCUUAGCUGGACGAUGAACAUUCUGUUUGGACUAACUGCUGCUUUCAGUGUCGCGAACCUAUACUAUACCCAUCCUAUCUUAAAUAUCCUUGCGGAUGACUUCGAUGUGUCAGAUCAACGUUCUUCUCUGGUCCCGACUCUCACUCAAGCUGGGUAUGCCGUCGGGCUUCUCCUUAUUGUUCCGAUCGGAGAUAUAGUUCGACGGCGACCUAUGAUCCUCAGUCUGAUAUUCAUGGCUGCACUGAUAUGGCUUGGAUGCACUCUGACGCAAUCCUUCUCUGUUUUCUUGGGACUCUCCUUUUUGGUCGGGCUCUUAACCGUGACUCCGCAGUUUAUGUUUCCGCUUGCGGUUCAGUAUGCACCUCAGCGACAUCGGGCCACCAUGAUUUCUAUAGUCAUGUCUGGUCUUGUUUUUGGCGUCCUAGUUGCUCGUCUUCUCAGCGGCAUUGUCACUCAAUACACGUCAUGGAGAAACGUGUAUUGGGUUUCUUUUGGCCUCCAGGUGCUUGCCUGGAUCUUCCUCUUCUUCGUGAUGCCCGAUUAUCCCAUCUUGAGCCCUGGGACAUCCUACCCAAGGAUUCUGUUGAAGAUCAUUACAUUGCCUUUUCUCAAGCCUGAACUUACCCAGAACUCGCUCAUUGCUUUCUUGACGAUGGGCAUGUUCACCUCUUUCUGGACUACCUUGACGUUCCAGCUUGCCGACGUCUUCCACCUGUCCACCUUGGCCAUCGGCCUCUUUGCGCUUAUCGGAAUCUCGCCGGUGUUUCUAAACCCGAUCAUAUCGCGAGUCCUGAUAGCACGCCUACAUCCUCAUGGUUCACUCAUAAUCGCACAUCUUGUAACUAUCGCCGCGAUUUGCGUGGGCACGUUCGUGGGGACCUUCUCACUGGCGGGUCCUGUUAUCUGGGCAUUCUUCGGAGAUCUCGGGAUGAACACGAUCAUCGUUGCGAACCGUGUUGCCAUAGCACAUGUCGACUCCAAAGCUCAGAAUGCCGUGAACUCCGUCUACAUGGUCCACACCUUCUGCGGACAACUCUUCGGCACAGCUGUUGGCAAUGCCUUAUAUGCGAAAGGAGGCUGGACGUAUUCUGGUGCAUUCAAUAUCGCCCAGAUCAUAGCGGGUCUGCUAGUCCUUGUUGUGAGAGGACCGCAUGAGAAACAUUGGGUGGGUUGGCGGGGUGGGUGGAAUUUGAGGAAGUCGAAGACCGAGGAAAAGGCCCAAUCUCCCAACGCGCAAACUGAUGUUGAGGCGAAUACUGAAGAAACCACGACGGAAGCGCCUACUGAAAUACCGACGGAGGAUGAGGCUUCUAAAGAAAAGUUUGAAGACCGUGUUGAAAAAGGGGGUGGGUCUGGAAAUAUCAUGUCUUAGGCAGUACCUACCCCUAUGUAGUAUGACAAAUAUUAGGUACUUAGGUACCUUGUAUAUCAGCGGCUAUUUGAAGAGAAAGACGCCACAACUCAGUCGCCAUCGGUUCUUCUUCCAGGUCUGGUCUCGUAAGUAAAGUUUGAUUUAUGUGUGGUGUUGAUUUGAGUUCACGUCAAAAGGUUACUGCCACCUCAUUUCCUUCAGAGAUAAAGUGUGCAUCUAGGGGAAGGUGCAACGAACACGGCGGAUGUAACUUGCUCAAAAGCGUUCUCGUUAGAUUCAGACUUAAACAUACAACAUAAACGCUAAUCGACUCGCU